UCUGUGAAACCUGCAGUACUCCGUCGACUCAUGCGUGAAAUUUCCGAUUUGAAGUCGAGUCCACCGGAGGGUAUUCGCAUCAUCACCAACGAGGACAACCUAUGCGACGUGACGGGUAUAAUUCAGGGACCUGAGGGCACCCCCUAUGCAGGAGGUUAUUUCAGAAUCAAGUUCCACUUUACGGAGGAGUUUCCGGCGGCGCCUCCGAAAUGCCGCAUGCUCACCAAGAUCUUUCAUCCCAACGUCUCCACUGCUGGCGAGAUUUGCGUGAACACCCUGAAGAAGGAUUGGCAAUCCUCAUACGGGAUCGCACACAUCCUCGUCGUGGUCAAGUGCCUCUUGAUCCAUCCGAACCCGGAAUCAGCCUUGGACGAAGAGGCCGGCAAGCUUCUCCUCGAGGACUACAAUCGAUUUGCCGAACACGCGCAAAUGAUCACUAGCGUACAUGCGACCCCUAGGGUACGUUAUAUGACACCGCGAUACCAGUGCACUUCUGAUGCAUAG
Messenger RNA from Punctularia strigosozonata HHB-11173 SS5, 504 nucleotides. RefSeq names its product ubiquitin-conjugating enzyme E2s. The annotation marks the transcript as partial. The record is from RefSeq and is a predicted model, not a curated record. NCBI's taxonomy places the organism in Eukaryota, Fungi, Basidiomycota, Agaricomycetes, Corticiales, Punctulariaceae. The transcript has 3 exons.